CUGAGGAAAAUGCGACUUUAAAGGCUGCCUGAAGUAGCCCGGCUGGCACCUUCGGGCCCAGCCGCCCCUCGCCGCGAUGGCAACGCCGCACCGCGGGGCUUCCUCAGCGCUCCCGCCCCGCCGCCUCCCGGGGCACACAGCGGCCAGGCAGCCGGCUCCUUUCUGAUAGGCUGCGCUGUAGAAAAAACAUGAUGUCAGCUCGGGUUUAAGUGCUAUAUAUAGUAUGUGGACAAGACUACAAACUCCCGGGAUCUGUCUUUGACCAAGAGAAUAUCUGGGGCAGUUGCUCCAGGCCUCUCGCCACUGAAGUCAUUAACUGCACUGUAAAGGUCAGCCUCGCAGCUUUGGAAGAAACUAUGUACUAACCUGGCUCUGCAGGAGGCAGCUUUCCAUAGCAUCUCUGGACUGGGUCACUUACACCUCAUUUGAUAUUCCCCUGUGCUCAUCAAGUGAGGACUGCUGCUUAUAGGACUUGAAAGCUGAUGGAGCUGCCUGGCCUUGCUUUUGCUGUUUGGAUGUUUAUUUGCUUCUAUGCAUCUGUGAAUAACUAUCCAAGUGGAAAAGUAAGAGAAGCCUGCACUAGUAUGAUACCCUGUCAUGGUAGCUCUCCACAACUGUUACCUGAGCACACCAUUACUGUGAAUUGGACUGAAUUUAAACCAGGGGACAAUAUAGAAGUUCACCUGUCUGGACCAGAUUUUGAAGGAUUUUUCAUUCAAGCCCGGGAUGCAGAACACUUGGAUAGCCCUGCAGUUGGUUCUUUCAUGUUAGUUGACCGGAGACUUUCUCAGCUUCUGACGUGUGGCCGUACCAAGAAUUCAGCUGUCAGUCACACAAGUAAAACAAAAAAGAAAUACAUAAAAGUUUAUUGGAUUGCUCCUGGAAAUGCACCAAAACGUGUACAGUUUCUAGCCACAGUUGUAAAGAAAUACAAGAUUUUUUGGGUGAAGAUUCCUGGUCCCAUUGUUUCUCAGCCUAAUGUACCAUCCCCAACAACACCCUUGCAUGCAACGACAGAGGCUAUGUCAACUUCACAUCAGAUUUCCUACUUAUCAAAGCCAUUUAAUGCAUCAGGUUGUGGAAGUAUGAAGUUCUGCAUUAGGAACCCUUCAAACUGUGAUCCUGAAAGUGCUUCCUGUUUUUUUCUGUCCUUCCAACAAGAGAAGCGUUCGGUAUUUAUUGAAAUGAGUGGUCCAAGUGAAGGAUAUUUAGCAUUUGCAUUGUCCCAUGACCAGUGGAUGGGUGGUGAUGAUGCAUAUCUGUGUGUUAAUGAGGACCACCAUGUUUACAUAAGCACUGCCUAUCUGAAGGGCCGAAGUCCUCCUGUUUUGUAUUCAGAGAAUGCCCUUGAAGAUGUGUCAUGGAGGCUUGUGGAUGGUGUUCUUCAGUGUUCUUUCAGAAGGAGUAUUCAUCUUCCUGCUUAUAAAGGGAGAUUUAAUCUGGAUGGCAGUUACUACAUCUUUCUGGCAGAUGGGGAAGCUAGUGAAGGUGGACUAAUAUAUAAGCAUCGUCGUCAGCCUCUGAUCACCAAUAGAAUGUACAAUGUCACAGGCCUUCCUCAGGAUAUUGGAGGUUCCCGGUCCCCUCGACUUAUCAAGGCUCAUGGAGUGCUAAUGUUUGUUGCUUGGAUUACUGCAGUUAGUAUUGGUGUUAUUGUUGCACGAUUCUUCAAACCUGUCUGGUCUCAUUCAUUCUUGUUUGGAAAGGAGAUGUGGUUUCAGGUGCAUCGUAUACUUAUGUUGACCACAGUCAUGUUAACAAGCAUUUCCUUUGUGUUACCUUUUAUAUACCGAGGAGGUUGGAGCCAACAAGCAGGUUUUCAUCCCUAUCUCGGCUGUACUGUGAUGUCUCUGACAAUCUUUCAACUGCUUAUGGCAGGUUUCAGACCAUCUCGACAUGCGCCAAGGAGGCAAUUGUUUAACUGGUUUCAUUGGAGUGCUGGUACAACAGCUAGAAUACUAGCUGUGGUGACUAUGUUCUUGGGAAUGGAUCUACCAGCACUUGACCUACCAGACCCAUGGGACACUUACACAAUGAUUGGUUUUGUAGCUUGGCAUGUUGGUAUUGACGUUCUUCUGGAAAUACACAGCUACUGUCUCGUACGUAAAGUUGAAGUCAUAGAGGAUGACAGAAUACAGAUACUGCAGUCACUCACAUCUGCAGAAGCAGAGGGUCGUCUGUUUAAACAGAUUGUGUUAACCAUCUAUGUCUGUGGAAAUAUAGUAUUCCUCUUUGCUUUCCUGGCAGCAAUCAACCAAAUAUGAAAUAAAUUAUUGAGAAUUUUGUGAUUUAAAUAUUGUGCAGUUGAAAAACCUCUAAGGAAUGCUUUCUAUUACAACUUUUACCUCAACGCCUCCCUGAAGAUGUAAUUGAAGUGUAACAGCACAUGUUUGGCAUGCUCAGUGUUAGGGAAAACUUGAAAUCAAAUCUAUAAAAGGAUGCUGCAGUCCUGCAAAAGCUGUCUUCCGAUGGGACUUUUAAUAGGCGUCUUUACCUGAGUAAGGAAUGAAGUUUCUGGUUUUUAAGUGCAGUAAUUAACUCAAUUGAAGCUUAUUACUUGACCGAGAAGAUAUGCUGAAAAUGCUGUUUUGGUAGUCAGUUCUCUUUUGUGAAUAUGACUGGGAAAACUGGAAGGAUUGAUCAGGAAUCUAUCAUAUCUGUUCUCUUUACUGGGUUCUAAUGGCAUGUGAUGUGCAACUUCCUGCUCAUGACAGUUUUGUGCAUUAAAAAAGAGACAGUCGUAGUGGAAAACUGUAACAAAGGCAGGUUGAUGUGUAAACUAAAUGCUGUUGUCUAUCUUUGCAGUUAAAUGCAAAAGUAUUCUUACUGCUCUACACAAUCAUAUGAUUUUGGGAACUUCAGUGUUUUAAUAAAACCACCAUAUGUCUCACCCAGAGUACUGUUCUCAGUGCUCUAAACCAUAAAGAGAAAAGGUGUUUGCAAUAUAAGUGCAUUAAAACCCAUUGUACUUAUCCAAAACUCAAACAGGAAGAACCUGUAUGUGUAUGUAUUUGUAUUUUGCUGUCUUUGCUUGCUUUUGGCUUCUGAAUUCCUUUCCUGUGUGAAUAAGAUGGAUUUAUGCCACUUAGAUGCUUAAAUUGAAGUGGAAAUACUUGCUCAACAAUGUUGCAGUUGUAUUUGCAGUAUUGAGUGAAAUGUAGGUUAGGAGUUACUUUGACUUCAGGAAAAGCAGCUUCUGUAAGAGAGUCCUUUGAGCUGGCAUAUCUAGGAGACAGAACUGUCUUUAUAAGAAUAUGGGAGGGCACUCUUUUACUCAGCAGAAUAUUUAUCUGAAUAUAUGAACUGGAUACAGGGAACAGAAAGGCUAUUUUGUUUAGGUUUUUUGUUUUGUGGUUUGGCUAAGUAUGGAAGGACACUCUUGAAGUGGCAUCGCAGAAAUGAACCUUUAAGAUGCUGUGCAGUACAGUGCUUUGCAUUUGUCUUUGCAGCUCCUAACAGUUUGUUUCUGCAUGUCUUCAUUUUUGAUACUGGAAAGUACUGAUUUUUAGUUGUAAUACUUCAAAACAGAUCUUCAGCCUAGGGCUACCAAGCUAGCUGGAAAUGAAGGUGUUGGAGUGUUGGACAGAACAGUAAAUAGGGAGGUCUGGCUUGCGAUAGACUAUUACGGCAACAUCUCUAAUAUGUCAUGGCCAGCUCUAAAAUACUUGUACAUGUGGGUCAGGUAGUGGAAGCUGUCUAUUUCUGUGUCUUCCUCCAUCUCCCCAAAUCUACAGUGCAGCCUGUUGACAGGGCAAGUCAUAGUCAGAAAGCUACAAGUUUUAGUCAGUGAUACUCCUUUUGGCUGCUCAGGUAACUGGUUUAGACAUAAGGGCAUUUAUAGAGCUGGGAUUAAUCCCCUUGGCAGCAGCAGCAGUAGACUGUAAGUGAGUGUAAGCUGAAUCCUCCCCCUUCCUCCUGGAAGCUGGAAAAGUCAUGUGCAGUCUGGAAGAGUGGGACUGUGAAGAAAUAUGGAAGAACCUAGGCUGAAGGGAAAGAAGCACAUAUAGGUAAUUAUGUGGGUUUUUUAGAGAACUCUGAUCUUAAAAGCCUUGGAAUCGCAGACUAAUCUAGUGCUGAAGUCUUGGGGACUCUGUCAUGAGUUUAUAGAUGAAAAUCUCUCAAUCGAGAGGUAUGAUUGAUGGCUUUUUAAAUUUAAGUCAAUACAGAUUCUGUAAUAAAUAGCUGUACUGCAUAUUGUUUCAUUUUCAUGUGACAGUGACACAGGGUUUUUAAAACAUGAAUGUAAGUAUCUUUUAAAAAGUUUUUGUCCCUUUUAGUAAGGUGAAAACACUAUGAAAUAGAAACUAGAAAAGAAUAGUCUUGCCUAACAGCAAAAUGGAUUGUCUUUUUUUUUUUUUUUUUUUUUUGUUGUUUUAUAAAUUAAAGCUAUCUAAAUGCUUCCUGGAGGAACUCUUAUUGAAGUUGAAUGUUAAAAUAGUUUCACUCCAUAAUGCAGAGUUUCAUUUCCCCAAUAAAUUCCACAUCUAAUACAGCUUUAAAGUUGGCAAAAUUGUCAAUUGCUCUGAAUAACUUGUUCCUUUCCAGUACUAUCAAUAUUGUGUAGUGCCUUAUGUGUAGUAUUGUACCUUGAUUGAAAGAGUUGUUAAUUCUGUGUAAUGUCUGUUCACACCACCACUACUGCCCUACGACUAUUCCUCUAUGACUAGUAGGAGGAAGCAAUGUGUCACUGUAUUCUAGUGACUUCCAGAAUGUGUUAUACUCCUUUGGGAAGAAAGGAAGAAGUCAAUGGAAGUGUUUGAUGUCAACAAGAAAAUAAGUGAUGGCAGUUUGGUUCUAGAGACACUGGUGGCUGUUUUUGUUUUGGGUUUUUUUAUUUUCUUGAAUGAUAAAAUAAUAUAUAGAAGAAAAUUCCUAUCGCUUUGCUUCAUAAAGGAAUCCCAUUGAAGUCAAGAAAACUUCUUUGAGAGGAGGAUGGGAAGGUUUCAGUGUUGGUUGGUUUUGGGUUUUUUUACUCUUAAUUUAAACUUAUAAUGACAAAUCAACAUUAGCAUAUUUCUGUUUAUGUUCUCUAGACAGACAAACACUCCCAGUCAAGUAGAAACUUGUGAUCAGUCUCACAAGUAGUUUACUGUUUUGAUUGUUAGGUGCACCCUCUAAAUACAGGUCAUCUGCUCUUGACUUAACUGCAAAUUAUGUUUCUUGCAUGUGUUUUGAAAGCAAACUGACUGAUGUAAAUAGUUCAAAAGCAAUGGAGUUCACUGCUAUUUUACUUGAAAUAAGGUUUUUUGCUAGCUGACAUGCAGGCUGCAGAAUAAACUGAGAAAAUAUGUGCCUUGUUUCUUCUUACACUGAACGCUACACUGUUUCCUGUUUUGUCAAAAAUCACGAGAUGGGGAGACUUCCUAUUUAGUGUAAUGCCUGCGUUUUUUCUUUACCCAGGUUUGGGAAGGCUAGAGGUUGCCUGCCUUUUUGUUUUCUGUCGCGGUUUGUAACACUAUGUGGCGCUCUUGUUCAAAUAACAGCGUUUUUAUUUUGCUUUCUUUCUUUAAUCUUGUCAGUGAGAGGUUGAGACAUGUAAAGGAUGUCCAAAACAGGAGGUUCUCCUAGAGGAACUAAUGAGAUAAAAUUCUUAAGCUUUAUUAAGAAAUUUUUGUCUUUAAAUUCAAGCCAGUUCAUACAGAUAGACAUUAUGAAAUGGGUGCUUGCUUGGUAUCUAUGCUUAAGCUUUUGUUUGAACAGUUAUGGCCUGUUUUCUUUUGUCAUGUGUGUAAACUGUGCUCUACAUUCUACGUGGGUACAUCCCAUUCCAAACAACUUCAGAUGAAUGGCAAUCAUUGAGGAAAAACUGCAAUCUUCUGCCUUUCAACCAUCUUGGUGAUUUUAGACCUUUGGUGCAGUCUGAAGAAAGAAGGCCUUCAAGUGAAUGGAAGGAUGGUUAACAGGGAUGAUCUGCUAGUAAUUCUGAGAAGUUCUUUGCUCACAUUAGUCUUCUCUAUGGGAUAUGUGUGAAAGGGCGAUCUGCUGCAUUCACUUACCUGAGGGAAUGGCACAGCAGGAUCGAUACAGGACAAGUGCUUCAGAGCAUUCUUGGUACCAUCUGUUUUGGCUCAUGCAUUGAGCUAGUUUAACCACUGUAUAGCUUCUACUGAUCUUCCUCGUGCUAUGCAAAAGUGACUUCACAUAUUGUAAACCACCAAGGCUGAACAUCUGUGUCACACUUAACCAGGUAUCUAUGAUAAUCAUCCUGAACAAAUGAUACUGCACUAAGAAGGCCCCCAGAUCUGGCUUUGUUUCAGAGAUACUUUUGUCUUGCUGGGCCUUAAAAAUCAUUUGUCUUUAAUAAUGAAUUGGAAUUUUGCAUGGCAUCUGUACUGAUGUGUGAAAAAUGAUUUGCUGUUUUGCAAUUGUGAUCUUGUUGAUAUGGGAUGUGGGAAAGCUGUGGGGCUGGAAUUCAGAUGAUGCAUAUCCCCACUUCCCAGAAGUGCACAACUCCUGAAUGUUCCAUUUUGUGUCUCUUCCUCCAAAUUAAUGAUCGCUACCCAUGCUGCUACAUAGUUACUGUAUUAGUGUGGGACAGUUCAGUUUCAUCUGACACAAACUGAGUAGUUUUAGUAUAUGUGACAUCAGAAUUACCACAUGGCAAAGCAGAGAUCUACUGAUCUGUCUCUAGAAGUGGUAGUAAGGAGUGCUUAGAGCAAAGGACGUAACAACACUGCAGUCACAUUUCUCUUCCCAGGAAGAUCUCCUUGUGUGCCAAAAUCUGUGCAAGGAUGUCUUUCCUAAGCUAGAAACUGCAGCUGGACUGUGAACUCUUGUAGUGAUUGGAUUUUAUCUAUGAUAAAAUUAAUUAUACAAUGAAUUAUUAAAACAAUAAUUAUUAAAAAAAUAAUAAUGCUUUUGCCCUCCCAUUUAACUAGUCGUUGUGAUAAAGUGUUUCUUGUUUUUGUUUUAAGCCUGCUUCUUCAUAUCAUUGUUUAAUGAUCUGUAUUUUGUUUUUACCUUCCUGCCUUUACCACAGUUCUCAUCACAGGCCUCACAGGUCUGUGUCUUACUCUUUCCCUGUAUGACUGCUGCUGUACUUGGCCACUUCCCACUUCUGAAUAAUCUUCAUUACCCGUCUCUAUGUGUCUCUUCAAAGAUGGGGUGACCACGCUCUACUCAAGUUGUAAAUACCAAGUGCUAUGACACAGUUGUGUGUUGAUUUGUUUUCCAUGCCUUCCCUGAUGAAUCCUAAACAUCUGUCUUAAUUUUCAUGGCUUCUGAGCGUGGAGUUGAUAUUUUCAGGGGACCAUCUAAAAU
Messenger RNA from Athene cunicularia (burrowing owl), 7260 nucleotides. RefSeq names its product ferric chelate reductase 1 (gene FRRS1). The transcript has 18 exons. The record is from RefSeq and is a predicted model, not a curated record. The coding region runs from base 483 to 2264 and encodes 593 amino acids. Gene Ontology annotation, molecular function: oxidoreductase activity, acting on metal ions. Lineage: Eukaryota; Metazoa; Chordata; Aves; Strigiformes; Strigidae.